Molecule: messenger RNA, 4220 nt
Organism: Theobroma cacao (cacao)
Lineage: Eukaryota; Viridiplantae; Streptophyta; Magnoliopsida; Malvales; Malvaceae
Source: RefSeq, a predicted model, not a curated record
AUGAAAGAAGAAGAUGAUGAAGAAGCCCUGAAAUGGGCUUCUCUUGAGCGACUUCCUACGUAUGAACGUGCCAGGAAAGGUGUUUUGCAUGGGAUUUUAGGUGACUUUAAAGAGAUUGAUCUUCGCGACCUUGGGUUUCAAGAGAGGAAAGAUUUGUUAGACAAGUUCAUGAAGAAUGCAGAUAAAAAUGAAGAGUACUUGAAGAAGCUUAAAGCAAGAAUUGACAGAGUUUCUUUGAAUCUGCCAACAAUUGAAGUUCGAUUCGAGAAUAUCAAUGUGCAAGGAGAAGCCUAUGUUGGUAGCAGGGCUUUACCAACUAUCUUCAACUCAAUUUUCAAUACUAUAGAGGGUGUAGGCCAUUACCUUCAUAUACUGUCAAGUCAAAAGAAAAAGUUCUCGAUUCUACGAGAUUUGAGCGGAAUCAUCAAGCCAGGGAGAUUGACUCUGCUUUUAGGCCCACCAGGUUCAGGAAAAACCACCCUACUACAAGCAUUGACAGGAAAAUUUGAUUCAGAUGUAAAGUUUUCUGGGAAAGUAACAUAUAAUGGUCAUGAAAUGCAUGAGUUUGUACCCCAGAGGACCUCUGCUUAUAUUAGCCAGUAUGAUAUCCACAUACCACAAUUGACGGUUAGAGAAACAUUGGAAUUCUCUGCAAAAUGUCAAGGAGUCGGAACUGGUUAUGAGAUGCUUACAGAGCUCUUGAGAAGAGAAAAAGAGUUAAACAUUAGGCCAGAUCCUUAUAUUGAUGCCUUGAUGAAGGCAUCAGUUCUGGAAGGACAUAAGGAAGAAAUUGUUACAGACUAUGUUCUCAAGAUUUUAGGACUGGAAGUUUGUGCUGACACCAUGGUAGGAGAUGCAAUGUUGAGAGGCGUUUCUGGAGGGCAGAAGAAACGUGUUACUACAGGGGAGAUGCUGGUAGGGCCUGUGGGUGCACUUUUUAUGGACAAUAUAUCAACUGGUCUAGACAGUUCCACCACUUAUCAAAUCGUCAACUCGAUCAAGCAAUCAAUCCACAUUUUCAACAAGACUGCUAUGAUCUCUCUUCUCCAGCCUCCACCAGAAACUUUUGAGCUUUUUGAUGACAUUAUCCUUCUCUCAGAGGGGCGAAUUGUGUAUCAGGGCCCCCGUGAAUAUGUUCUUGAGUUCUUUGAAUCAAUGGGAUUUAAAUGUCCAGAGAGAAAAGGCAUUGCAGACUACUUACAGGAAGUUACAUCAAGAAAGGAUCAGAGACAAUAUUGGUUUCAUAAAGAAUUACCAUAUCGUUUUAUAUCAGUCAAUGAGUUUGCAGAAGCCUUCAACUCAUUUCACAUUGGAUUAGCCAUCCGGCACCAGCUUGCCAAUCCAUUUGACAGGUCAGAGAGUCAUCCUGCAGCUUUGACAAAAACCAGAUAUGGAGCUAGCAAAAAAGAAUUGAUGAAAGCCUGUUUAUCAAGAGAAGUUAUUUUGCUGAAAAGAAAUGCAUUCUUGCAUGUAUUCAAGAUAUUUCAGCUUGAACUUAGUGCGGUCAUUGUUGCUACUGUCUUUGUGCAAGCUAGAAAGCAUCACAGUACAAUUGAAGAUGGAACAGUCUACCUAGGCGCUCUCUUUUUUGUGCUUAACACAGUUACCUUCACUGGAUUUUUUGAGCUUCCUUUGACCAUCGAUAAGCUUCCAAUAUUUUACAAGCAAAGAGACCUCCUCUUUUAUCCAUCAUGGGCAUUCUCAUUACCAACAUCAAUUCUUGGCAUUCCUAUAUCAAUAUUUGAAGUUGCUCUUUGGGUUGCCAUAACUUACCAUAUAAUAGGAUUUAAUCCCAACGUUACAAGGAUGCUCAAACAAUAUCUUGUUCUUGUAAUGAGUGGACAGAUGUCUUAUGUACUUUUUAGAUGCAUUGCUGCAUUGGCUAGAGAUCAUACAGUUGCCAACACUACUGGAUGCCUUGCAGUGAUGUGGCUUUUAAUGUUUAGUGGAUUUAUCUUAUCACAAGAGAAUAUGCAGAAAUGGCUCAUCUGGGGUUAUUGGACAUCUCCUCUGAUGUAUGUGCAAACUGCAAUUUCAGUAAAUGAAUUCCUUGGUGGAGACUGGAAUCAAGUAAGUGCUCUUAAUGGAACAAAGGAGUCCCUGGGAAUGGCAGUCUUGAAAGCUCGUGGGGUGUUCACCAGUGCAAUUUGGUAUUGGAUUGGUCUUAUUGCAUUGGUUGGAUUUAUAUUCCUUUUUAAUGGGAUCUGUACUCUUGCUUUUGCUUACCUUGACCAAUAUGGGAAAUCCCAGGCAGUGUUUUUGUCUGAAGAAUCUGCUAAAGAGGACACUAUUAGGAGAGGAGCUGUGGCUGUUUGCAAUUAUCAGGAGAGAGGAAUGCUUCUUCCUUUCAUUCCGCUUAUUGUUACCUUUGAGAAUGUCACAUACUCAGUUGAUAUGCCAAAGGCAAUGAAAUCCCAAGGUGUCUUGGAUAAUCGAUUGGUACUUUUGAAGGGAGUGAAUGGAGCCUUUAGGCCAGGAGUGUUAACAGCCCUAAUGGGUGUUAGUGGGGCUGGUAAGACUACACUACUGGAUGUGUUAGCUGGGAGGAAAAAUAAAGGAUAUAUAGAAGGGAACAUCACUGUUUCAGGCUACCCAAAGAAACAGGAUACUUUUGCUCGAGUUACAGGAUACUGUGAACAAAAUGACAUUCACUCUCCUCUUGUCACUGUCUAUGAAUCCUUAUUAUACUCAGCAUGGCUUCGGUUGCCUCGUGAUAUUGAUACUCAGAGUAGAGAGCUUUUUGUUGAGGAGGUUAUGGAACUGAUUGAGUUGAUACCACUAAGAGAAGCAUUGGUUGGAUUUCCAAAUGUGAAUGGACUAUCCAUUGAGCAGCGCAAAAGGCUAACCAUCGCAGUUGAGCUUGUUGCAAACCCCUCAAUAAUUUUCAUGGAUGAGCCAACCUCAGGUCUUGAUGCAAGAGCAGCAGCCAUUGUGAUGAGAACCGUGAGAAAUACAGUGGACACAGGAAGAACUGUAGUAUGCACAAUUCACCAGCCAAGUAUUGACAUAUUUGAAUCCUUUGAUGAGGUCUUCCUAUUGACGCGUGGAGGUGAGGAAAUAUAUUUCGGUCCUCUAGGCCGUCACUCAGGCCAUUUGCUAAAGUAUUUUGAGGAAAUAAAUGGAGUAGGGAAAAUAAAAGAUGGUUGCAACCCCGCAACCUGGGUGUUGGAAGUGACAACACGAGCACAGGAAGAGAUUCUAGGAGUUCAAUUUGCAGACGAGUACAAGAAAUCAGAUCUCUACAGAAGAAACAAGGCCUUGAUUUCAGAGUUGUGCACACCUCCCCCUGAUUCGCAGGAUCUACAUUUCCCCACUAAGUAUGCACAAUCCUACUUCACACAGUUCAAAGCUUGCUUAUGGAAACAGCACAAAUCAUAUUGGCGGAAUACGCCUUACAAUGCAGUGCGACUUUAUUUUAGUACCGCAGUGAGCAUUAUGUUUGGAGUCUUGUUCUGGAAUCUUGGAAGCAAAAGGGGAACAAGACAGGAUGUUUUCAAUGCAAUGGGUGCCAUGUACACUGCAAUUACAUUCAUGGGAGCACAGAGUGCUGCUUCUGUGCGACCAGUUGUAAUAGCUGAAAGAACAGUUUUUUACAGAGAGAGGGGUGCUGGAAUGUACUCUGCAUUGCCUUAUGCCUUUGCACAGGUUGCGAUUGAAAUCCCAUAUACCGUGGCUCAGGUUGCCAUAUAUGGGGUUGUGGUCUAUGCAAUGAUGGGAUUUGAAUGGACAGUUUCCAAGUUCUUCUUAAACACGUUCUUCAUGUUCAUCACAGUCCUCUGCUACAUAUACUAUGGCAUCAUGGUCAUAGCUAUAAGUCCUAAUCAAGCAGCUGCUGCGGUUCUUUCAGGGGUCUUCUAUACAAUGUGGAAUCUCUUCUCAGGCUUUAUAAUUCCCCGACCGAGGAUCAUUGCAUGGUGGAGAUGGUAUGCAUGGGUGUGCCCAGUGUCAUGGAGUUUGUGGGGAAUGGCUACUUCACAGUAUGGAAACUUGCAGACCAAGUUAGAGUCAGGAGAGACAGUGGCUCAGUUAAUGGAAGACUACUUUGGGUUCAGACGAGACUGGUUAUGGAUAGUUUCUCUGGUUCUAAUAGGGUUCACUUUGCUGUUUGCUUGUGUAUUUGCUCUCUCCAUGAAAUUCUUGAACUUCCAAAAGAGAUGACAAUUUUGUUUUUUUAAAGUACACUACAGUAGAAACUCUAUUUCUUUUACUAGUUCCCGUUA